Molecule: messenger RNA, 540 nt
Organism: Staurois parvus
Lineage: Eukaryota; Metazoa; Chordata; Amphibia; Anura; Ranidae
Source: the annotation of a GenBank genome assembly
UGGCACGACAGUGGGGCUCCGAGUCAACUGGUAUGACCGCAGGCACUGGGUCAGACAUUGUAUGGUCUGGUCUUGGACAGCGGCAUCGGGAUCACCAGGCCAUCAGGUCAUUUGGCCGGCUCGACAGCCGGGCAACCGCGUCAUCUGGCAAGGCAGUCGGCACCGCGUCAUCUGGCAAGGCAGUGGGCUCCAAGUCAACUGGUAUGACCGCGGGCACUGGGUCAGACCAUUGGAUCUCUGACCUGACACAGCGGGCACUGGGUCACCAAGGGUCAUCAGGACAUUUGGCUCGACAGCGGGCACCGCGUCAUCCGGCAAGGCAGUGGCUCCGAGUCAAAACUGGUAUGACCGCGGGCACAAUGGGUCAGACAUUGGAUCGUUUCUGACUGGACAGCGGGCACUGGGUCACCAGGCAUCAGGUCAUUUGGCUCGACAGCGGGCACCCGCGUUCAUCUGGCAAGGCAGUGGAUGCUCCGAGUCAACAGGCACGACAGUGAGCACCGGGGGAAGCAUUGGAUCGUCUGGCUCGACAGCGGGCAU